Messenger RNA from Cyphomyrmex costatus, 1649 nucleotides. RefSeq names its product arginine methyltransferase 3 (gene Art3). Gene Ontology annotation, biological process: chromatin remodeling; peptidyl-arginine methylation, to asymmetrical-dimethyl arginine. The coding region runs from base 55 to 1614 and encodes 519 amino acids. The transcript has 8 exons. Gene Ontology annotation, cellular component: nucleus. NCBI's taxonomy places the organism in Eukaryota, Metazoa, Arthropoda, Insecta, Hymenoptera, Formicidae. The record is from RefSeq and is a predicted model, not a curated record. Gene Ontology annotation, molecular function: protein-arginine N-methyltransferase activity; histone methyltransferase activity.
CAUGACGAGAUUGUUUCGAUUUUGUGGUUAACAUCGUUUAGAAAGACGAGGCUUAUGAUGGCAAAAUUAGAACAUAAUGGCAUGUCAAGUGAUAGCGACAGUGGGGAUGAUUGGGAAGAAAAUGGUGAGGAUUACCAUGACAUUUUGUGUUUGUUUUGUAUGGAAAGUAUUAACGGAUUUCCCUCUGCAUUGAGCCAUAUUGAGAUCUUUCACAAGUUCGACUUCUGUGAUUUUAUAAAGAAACAUAUUCAUGACACUUAUUCAUAUAUCAAAUUAAUCAAUUUUAUUCGUCGCAAGGACAUUUUACCAGAACUACUGAGUACACUAGAUGUAGAGGCUUGGGAGAAAGACGAGUAUCUAUGUCCUGUAGUGGAAGAUGAUCCAUGGUUAAUGUAUGAUAUUGAAGAUCUCAUCCAAAUUAAGAAUGUGAGUGAAGAAAGAGACAUAAAACAGAUGCAAAGUGACAAUAGCGUGACUUUAUCAAAGACACAGUAUGAAGAUAUGCAAAAAAUUAUCAGAUCACUUAAAUCUCAGCUAAAGGAAAGUGAGACAACAUGUUUUCUACUAAAGCAGCAAAUGGAGGAGAUGAAAGAAAAGGCUCAGAAAUUAAUACUGGGUGAUGAUUUAGACGAAAAAGAACAGAAUGUUCCAGUUAACGCUCAUAAUUCUAAUGUUGAUGAAGGCUAUUUCAAUACAUACAGUCACUUUGCUAUACAUCACGAAAUGUUGAAUGAUAAAACACGAACAGAGAGCUAUCGUGAUGCAUUAUUAACAAAUUCUAACAAGUUCCAUGAUUGUAUAAUGUUGGACGUUGGUUGCGGAACUGGUAUUCUGUCGAUGUUUGCGGCAAAAUCUGGUUGCAGUAAAGUUAUUAGUGUCGAUCAGUCUGAUGUGAUAUAUCAUGCUAUGGAUAUUGUAAGAGAGAACAAUCUCAGCGAUAUAAUUACUUUAAAAAGAGGUCGUCUGGAAGAUAUUAGUAUAGGGGUAGACAAAGUGGAUGCAAUAAUAUCCGAGUGGAUGGGAUAUUUUCUCUUGUUUGAAGGAAUGCUGGAUACAGUUAUUUAUGCUAGGGACCAUUAUUUGACGCCUGGUGGAACAAUUCUUCCAAACAGAUGUACAAUUAGUAUUGUGGGAAGUAGUGACACAAAGAGAUAUAUUGAGUUGGUUGAUUAUUGGUCAAAUGUAUAUGGUUUUAAAAUGAGCUGUAUGAAAGCGGAAGCAUUGCGUGAACCCAGUAUAGAGAUCUGUAAUGUUGAUCACUUAAUAACGAGCAUCGCCGAGAUCCAAGCCUUUGACUUAUACAAAGUCACUACGGAUUGCAUCAAUUUUUCGUCUCCUUUCACAUUGAAUGUGAAGAAAACAGGAUCAUUAACCGCAAUAAUCGGUUAUUUCGACAUUUUCUUUGAUCUCGACAAUCCGAUUCAUUUCAGUACAGGUCCCUGUUCUACUCCGACACAUUGGAAACAAACGGUAUUUUCUUUAAGCGAACCCAUUAGUAUAACUGAAGGUGAAGUUAUAAACGGCACAUUAGUCUGCCGAAGACACUGUAACAUCCGAGGCUUAAUGGUCAUUAUUCAUAUCAAAAAUUUCUCUCAGACGUAUUUUCUGGAUUAAACGUUGAAUAUGCCAAGAUACUAAUAGUCGCAUGU